AUGGCUUCACAUGCAUCCACCGUCGUCUCCCUCCUCCUCCUCCUCGCUUGCCUUGCCACAUCGGCGGCAGCCUUCAACAUCACCAGGUUACUUGGCGAGUUCUCCAACUUCUCCACCUUCAACGACAUCCUCUCGCAGACGAAACUCGCCGAUGAGAUCAACCGUCGGCAGACCAUCACCGUGCUCGCCGUCGACAACGGCGCCGUGAGCACCAUCUCCUCUCUCCCCUCCGACGUCCAGCGGAAGGUGCUCUCCAUGCACGUCAUCCUCGACUACUACGACACGGCCAAGCUCGGGGCCAUCAAGAACAAGUCCGCCAUGCUGACCACGCUCUUCCAGUCCUCCGGCCAGGCCACCGACCGCAUGGGCUUCCUCAACUACACCAAGCGCGCCGACGGCGUCAUGGUGUUCGGCUCCGCGGAGCCCGGCGCGCAGGUGACGUCCCAGAUGGUGAAGUCCAUUGCCUCCCGCCCGUACAACAUCUCCGUGCUGCAGGUCAGCGCCGCCAUCGUGCCGCCCGGCGUCGGCUCCGCGGACAACAGAAAGGCCCGCGCCCCGUCGCCAACCCCGGCUAAGGCCACGACACCAGGGCCGGCGCCGGCGCCAUCAAAGGGCAGGAAGGCAGCUCCGCCGUCCAAGGAUGAGGCCCCCGCUCCGGCCCCGUUCGACGACACCAGUGCCGACGCACCUGCCGAUGCGCCUGGCCCGGCGAACGGCCCAGCGGCGGACUCGCCCAUUGCGGAUGGCCCGGAGGCGGCCGACGCACCGGCGCAUGAGAAGAGCAGCGACGACGCCGCGGACGCGCCUGAGGUGUCCGCCGACGGCAGGGUGGUUGCCAGUGCUGGUCUUGGAAUCGUGGCGCUUCUGACGAUGAUCAUUUGA
Phragmites australis (common reed) is the source of this 882-nucleotide messenger RNA. Its product is annotated as fasciclin-like arabinogalactan protein 14. Bases 1 to 882 code for a protein of 293 amino acids. The transcript has a single exon. Gene Ontology annotation, cellular component: plasma membrane. NCBI's taxonomy places the organism in Eukaryota, Viridiplantae, Streptophyta, Magnoliopsida, Poales, Poaceae. The record is from RefSeq and is a predicted model, not a curated record.